AAACAAGCGCUUCAACACCCGUGGCUCAGACUCGCCGACAAACCCGGAACCGGCACUCAAUUGGGUUGCAUUGAAAACCUGAGACAAUACUACAAACGAUAUAAAAAUUGGUAUGUGAACGCCUCGUGUAAAACCCAUUACCGUCGCCGUCCGUUGCACUCAUGCUUUACACACCCGAGUCGUAUGAUAUACCCGCCGGACGAACAGUACACUCCGCCCCCGAGUCCGGAGCGAGAGUACACUCCGCCCCCGAGUCCGGAGCGAGAGGUCGGGCACUCAAAGUUCAAGGCCUCGCAGUUCGACGAGACUAUGAAACAGAAGAUCUCGAGAGAUCACUACGACGUCCACUCCGAGAGCCAAUACCAGAGCGGACCCGACACUUAUUUGCUGCAACUCAGAGACACAGACUUCGCCACUCGUAUCCGACAGUACCUCCGAGUGGGCGCCUCCAGGAGUCCCAGUUUGGCCGCCAGUCUCAGAGAAUCCCAUUGGGGAGACAAAAAUCACUCAGACUACGGCUAUAAACCGUCGGUUUCGGUGAGAGAGCGGCGAAAGUUCACAGAUAUUAUGGACGAAGAGGUGAGCGACGAGAAGAAGGGUCUCGAGACUCGAUCCAAACCAAGCCGUUUAGUGCGAGAGGUGGGCACAAGUGGUUACGCUUACGGACAGUUGCAUCACCUGAAGAGAGAGGCCAAAGCCAAUGUAGUGGCCGGCGAUCUGAGCGCCACCGGAACCGUCACUAAAGUGCCGUUUUUUCGCGAAAAACUCAAAGAUAUGGCCGUCAGAGAGAACGAAGACGUGGUGUUCAGUUGUCUGGCUGUGGGAGAGCCCACUCCCAGCUAUACCUGGUUUAGAAACGACGGCAUUCUUAUCGAGAGCUCGCGGAUCGAAGUGAAGCGCACGGAUGAGGGC
Molecule: messenger RNA, 912 nt
Organism: Medioppia subpectinata
Lineage: Eukaryota; Metazoa; Arthropoda; Arachnida; Sarcoptiformes; Oppiidae
Source: the annotation of a GenBank genome assembly